This is a messenger RNA of Guillardia theta CCMP2712, 957 nucleotides long. RefSeq lists its product as hypothetical. The record is from RefSeq and is a predicted model, not a curated record. Bases 1 to 957 code for a protein of 318 amino acids. The transcript has a single exon. NCBI's taxonomy places the organism in Eukaryota, Cryptophyceae, Pyrenomonadales, Geminigeraceae.
AUGGAGUUUGACGAGAUCAUGAAGAGGAUAGGAAGCAACCCUGCCAUGUUCGGCGGCAAGGACGACCUGAUCUCAAGGUUUAUGAGGCGCUGUGACGAUGAUGUGGAGCGAAUCUCCGUACUCUCUGAGUGCUUCGACGAGUCUAUCCACAAUUCCAUGGGCGCCCGUUCAGUUCGCUCCAUGGCGUCUGACUUCUCCUGCUCCACCGCUGAUCUCCCCGCCCGUCAGCAGCAGGCGGUCAAUUUCUCCGUCAGCAGCGAGAACCUGGUUCAGGCAGAGAGCAGAGCUCGAGACUUACACCACAUCGCCUCUCAAGAUUGGCAGGCAACCUCUGACGUUGCCUAUGAUGAGAACCAUGGCAGCUACGACGAUACACCCUGCUCCCUACUCAUUGCAGACCCGGCGACAGGACGAGCAACCCUUUCGCCCGUUGCCAACCAGGAGGAGGAGGAGGAGGUACGGAGGCAGUCGGAGGGUGCAGGAACAGGUGGUCUAGGGGUCGGGCAGGAGGAGCUCUACUGCGCAGACUCGCUUAUCGGACAUUCCAGCAUGUCGGAGUAUGAGACAGCGUCCCUAGAGGGCGAGCGAGUCGGUGCCGGCAGCUCCGACGACUCAGCAGACAGCGAGCAGGAUGUGGAAAAGCCCCAUUGUGCUGCUGAUCGUUCACAUGCCACAGGGGCAGAGGAGGUGGAAGGGCUGGAGGCGUGUAAUGGGGAGGUGGAGAAGGUCCUGCAAGAGGCAGGAAGGGGAAGAGAGGAAGAAGUCAGCAAAGAUCUGCUCAGCAAGAGCCAGGAGGAGCUGGAGCGCGAGCUAGAGUGGACCAAGUUCGCACUGGAGAGCCGGCGGCAGUACUUGAGGAGCAAGCGAUCGAAGGCAGGGAGAAGGCAGGGGAGGGAUGGCGGAGAGGCAGGAGAGGAGAUUGGGGAAGCAGCCGGACGAAGGAGGUUGGAGGCGUGA